ACAGGCGCCGUGGGGCGGCGCAGGCGCAGUGUUGCCGUGCCUGAGCCAGUCUGAGGGACGGUGACGGUUGGAGGCUCUAGGCCGGAUCGGAGUAGAUCAGACCGUACGGUCGGGACAGAUGUCGGCAGUUCAGCCAGUUCCAUUGCUCCGCCGGACAGCGUGAUAUCUAAGACGAGCGGGUCGCUAAAUACCCGAAGGCGGGUUCUUGUUUUUUUUUAAAGUUUGACGGCGGGUACCCGGCGGCGGCGGUGGCAGGAGGAGGAGGAGGAGGAGGAUGUCGAGCCCCGCGCUGCUGCCGGUGUCGAGCCGUCGCUUGGCAGCUCUGAGCCCGAGCUCGCCCGUCUCCUUCUACCCGCAUCACAGAGCCACCCUGCGGCUGUCGGAGAAAUUCAUCCUCCUGCUCAUCCUCAGCGCCUUCAUCACCCUGUGUUUCGGGGCCAUCUUCUUUCUGCCCGACUCCUCCAAGCACAGGCGCUUCGACCUGGGGCUGCAGGACGUUCUCAUUCCGCAUGUGGAGCAGGGCAGGCCGGCGGGACGGGACGGCAGCGCCGGGCUACAAGGCGGCGGAGUCAUGGUGCAUGGAGGCGGGGAGGAACAUCGGCACCGACACAGAGAUGAAGAGGAGCAGCUUCGUAAAAUGAUUAGGGCAGAUCAUGAGAGGGCGCUGGAAGAGGCUAAGGAAAAACUAAAAAAAUCCAAAGAUCAAAUUCGUGCUGAAAUUCAGACAGAAAAAAACAGAGUGAUACAAGAUAUGAAAAAAAGAGAAGGCAAACAACUGCCAGUUGUACCUAUCCCAAAACUGGUAGGAAUCAAUAAUGGGGACCCAGGUGAUCCAGACACGAGACAGAAGCAAGAGAAGAUUAAAGAGAUGAUGAAGCAUGCUUGGGACAACUACAGACAGUAUGCAUGGGGACACAAUGAGUUAAAACCACUCUCCAGGAAGGGACAUACCACCAAUAUUUUUGGCAAUUCUCAGUUGGGUGCAACCAUUGUGGAUGCAUUAGAUACACUGUACAUCAUGGGUCUUUUUGAUGAAUUUCGAGAUGGGAAAGAAUGGAUUGAGAAGAACUUAGACUUCAGUGUGAACGCGGAGGUCUCAGUGUUUGAAGUCAAUAUCAGGUUUAUCGGAGGCUUGCUGGCUGCCUAUUAUCUUUCAGGAGAGGAGGUCUUUAAACAGAAAGCUGCACAACUUGCUGAAAAGCUGCUGCCUUCCUUUAAUACACCCACAGGCAUCCCUUGGGCUAUGGUGAACCUGAAGAGUGGUGUUGGACGGAACUGGGGCUGGGCAUCUGCUGGGAGUAGCAUUUUGUCUGAAUUUGGGACACUGCAUUUGGAAUUUGUGCAUCUGAGCUAUCUGACAGGGGAUCCCAUCUACUACAAAAAAGUGUUGCAUAUUCGGAAGUUGUUACAGAAAAUGGACAGACCUAAUGGCCUGUACCCCAACUACCUUAAUCCAAGGACAGGGCGUUGGGGUCAACAUCAUACUUCUGUGGGUGGGCUAGGAGACAGUUUUUAUGAAUACUUGCUGAAAGCUUGGCUGGUAUCUGAUAAGACUGAUACAGAAGCAAGGAAAAUGUACGAUGAUGCCAUGCAGGCUAUUGAAAAGCAUUUGAUCAGGAAGUCAAACACUGGCUUGACUUUUAUUGGGGAAUGGAAGAAUGGUCAUCUGGAGAGGAAAAUGGGCCACCUAACCUGUUUUGCUGGAGGAAUGUUUGCUUUAGGAGCAGAUGGGUCCCCAGAUGAUAAAGCAGGUCAUUAUCUGCAGCUUGGUGCAGAAAUUGCUCACACCUGUCAUCAGUCAUAUGACAGAACAGUACUAAAGUUGGGCCCUGAAGCAUUCAAAUUUGAUGGUGGAACAGAGGCAGUGGCACUGAGGCAAAAUGAGAAGUACUACAUCCUCCGUCCAGAAGUGAUAGAAACAUACUGGUACAUGUGGAGAUUCACGCAUGACCCCAAGUAUAGACAGUGGGGCUGGGAAGCAGCUCAGGCUAUUGACAAGUAUUGCAGGGUAAUCGGGGGAUUUUCAGGUGUUAAAGAUGUCUAUUCUUCAUCUCCAACCUAUGAUGACGUGCAACAAAGUUUCUUCUUGGCUGAAACAUUAAAGUAUCUGUACCUCCUGUUUUCUAGUGAUGACCUCUUGCCCUUGGACUAUUGGGUUUUUAACACAGAAGCUCAUCCCCUUCCUGUUUUGCGUUCAAUGAACACUACUCUCUCUGGAAAUGUGGCACUUCAGUGAAGAUUUCAGAAGGACUGAAGAUGAACUUCACUGUUGCAUCCUAGUGCUAGCAGACAAGUGCAACAAAUCUGCUCUGAAAAUAAAGGGUCCUAUUGAAUAAGACUCGAACAAUCUGAGAUUAAACUGUGCAGGAAAGAUGUAGACUACUGGGAUAGUACAUCUUUCAGAGCAGAAUAACAAUGAAUGUAUAAGUUUACAAUGGUGUAGUUGGCAAUCAGUACAGUACUGAAGCUGUACAAUGAUGAACUUUAUGGCAGAUAUUCAAAGAAAGCUUAACAGCACUAGGAAUAUGUAAGUAGUACUGGAUUUUGUUUUCUCCUGUACUACCUGAAGCCAUUGAGAGUCACUGGUAAGAGUGUAAUAGUCUCUGUUUCUUCAAAAACUGAGUAUCACUUUUGUGGAGAAAUCCAUACUUGGUUCUCCCUAGCAAAAACGCAGCAGAGCAUUCAAUUUUUGUAGGAUAAACCUUGGAAGAGGUUGCUUUUGAGGGUUUGUUCCAGUUCUGAUGUUGCAUUUGAUUACAGACAUCUUGGGAUUGUUGGAAUCUUACCAGUGCAAGUGUGCUUGUGAUAUUUCUGCACUUUGCAAAUUUUCUUUACCCAUAAAGAAGCCUUUGUGUUAAUACUAAAAGAAAACAUUGGCAUCGUGAUUUCAGAUGUGAAGGCCCAGUUGACCUUCAGACUUGGUUUGAUUUAGAAGAACUUCGACUUCUCAUGUAGUGUAUUUUCAGUAUUGUAAAAAGAUGUACUUUUUCCAGGAUGAUUCUGUUCUCAUUUUAAUGCAAAAUCUGUAACAUUUCUUCAGUACUCUAUGCUAUUAGCCCCAGUGAAUGGCUGAUGGUUUGCAAUUUGGUUGAAGCAGAGCCAUGUAAUUGUGUUAAAAUGCUUACAAGUGUGGUCAGCCUUGGUUUUCAGCUUGCAUUCUGCUUAGAUCUUAAAGGGCUGUUGUUCAAGAGUGGUCAGGCACUCUUCAGCACCAGUGGAUAGAGGUCCUAACAGAGUGAUCAGAACCUCCUGGAGUUUACACAUCUUUUACGGUAUUAAAGAGAAGUUGAAGAUCUGUGUUGUGGGCAUCACUUAAUCAAGUUCUGCAAAACAUUUUAAACUUCAGGUUCUUGAAAGUUACCAGGGUGAAACCUAGACAAAAUUCUGCUUAAUACCACUCUACACCUCCUUGCACAAUUGUAAGAUGGUAAAGCUACCAUAUUUAUUCUAUAUACACUGCUCCUUUUAAAUCAGUUGCUUAAAUUAUCUGAUAUUUCAGAUUUAGUUCUAAAUUCUCACUAUCCUAUAUUAUUUAUGUUGUUUCAUUCUUUUUAUUGAUAUUUGAAUUAUUUCAUACAGGAAGUGACUUUGAAUUAUUAGGAGUAGACUGUAUAUAUUUCAUAUGCAAGCUGAAAUGCAGAUGUAAUUAAUGAUUAAAAAACUGUCUGUAAGGACGUUUUCUGCUACAUCAUCCAGUAUUUACUUUAUCAAUCAAAGAGGAUUAAUGUCCUUUCUCAUCUUACGUUUUGUUUUCGAGCAGCUUGUAAACUAAGCAUAUGUAAGAGAUUGAGGGGAAGAGAAGCUCUUAUAAUCCACUAUUCCUAAAUUUACCAAUUCUAAAUAGUGGGGGGGAGAAAACGCUGUCUUUCCACUUUCUGUAGCCCAAAUAUGUAAAAAGGGUAAAUAUAUGAAGCUGUCCUUACCUAGCUAAGAGUGUGGUCUUGCAACGACUCUUUUCAGCAGUUGGCCACUAAUAGAUGUACAAUAGCAGCCCAAAUUUGCCCUUGAUUCUAUUUUUGAUAAAUUGCUGUCCACUUAAUAUUACUUGGAGGUCACUUGCAAACUGACAUGAUAAAUGAUCUCCCUUAGUCUCUCAACUUUCCUUUACAUCACUGAAGCAGGAGUAGGCUAUUUGGCCUCCUCCAAAAUAUUUUUGCUAUUCACUGACACAUGGCUGAUCAUAAUACCUUUGGUUAAUAAAAGUCAGCCAGUUUCUGAUUUAAAGUUUAAAAAUUAAUAUAAAUUAUCAGCCAUUAGUUGCUGUUUGUGAACAAUCAUCCUUUAUGUGUAUAGUUUAAUUCACUUCUUAAAGGAUCGGUUCUAAUUGUCAGAUUGUGCCACUAAAGUCCACAAGCAGUAAAAAUAGUUUCACAUUGACUGUUCUAUUUGUUCCCAUUAUAUAUUGAAAACUUUGAUUAAGUCAUCCCUUGACUUUCAAAUUCCUGAAAAAUACACCCUUUGCGUUUGUAAUCUGUCAUAAUUUAAACCCUGGAGUCCAGAUAUUAUAAAUUUACACUCACUUCCUCCAAGGUCAGUACUUCUCCCUCAAAACCAUAGCCAAACUCUUCCCUCAAAAAUAUUGACACUCAACCUAUCUUUGUUUGCAGUUACCAUUGAGUUAGUGGAAAAAUGGCUCGUUAGUGGUGCAUGUUUAAACAGUAUGAUUACAGCCAUUUUCAUAUUGCAAAAUGCCUGGUGAAAAUGGUAAAUGAUUUUGUUCCCCUCUUUGAAUCUCUUUUGCACAGUCUAUUCUCUUUCCUGUUUGCUCAUCCAUGUAAAACUUCAUUUUUUUCUGUGUGUUUUCAUGAUAUUCAAUUCAUGCCAUUUGCACCUACCAUUCAAUGUCCCUUUGUUCUUGAAUGUACAUGUCAUUGUUUCCCAAAUUUACUUGCAUUUCUGACACAGAUCUGUCUUUGAAUCUCCAACUAGGUUUCCUCCUCUUCUGCAGCACUUAAACAGCCCUGGUCAAAGCCUCAGAUGACACUUCGUAUGGCACAUUAUACUUUCUUGUUGUUCUUGACUUUUCACAACUUUUGAAAUGAUUGUGCACGCCAGUGUCUCUCCUCUGUAGUACAGCUUAAUGACUGUAACAUUUGCAAGUCUCCAAUUCUAUUUGUCUGCCCAUCUGUCACUGACAUUCUAAUCUGAUUCUUUCACCAAACAGGUUUGUCGCCUUUUGUAAUAUAUCCAUCUUUCACAUGACAGCAUACUGUUAAUUAUUUUGAUGCCUUUGUGAAUUAGCCUGGGGUGUUAUUCUAUAUUAAAUGCUAGCUGUUGCUGGAUUGGUUGGAAAUCUAAUACUCUGCCUCUCGCCUGUACAACCUGGAGUAGCAAAUAGGAAAGCAUUUCAGAUCUCCUGAAACCCAGGUGGGCACCUGUAGCUAUGCUGUUCCACAAUGAUGAUAUCAUAGUAUAUUAAUAUGGUUCAUUGUCUGUAAAAUAAUUACUCACAUGAGACCUAAUUGUACAAUCUGGAUGAAUUCUGUAAAGUAUGUACAAAGGUUGAAUGCUAUUCAACUGAUUGCUUUUAACAAAGAUGAUAAUGCACAAUUGUUUGUGUAUUCCUGUUAAGUGUAGCUAACUAAUUUCUUAUUAAUCAUGCAACUUACAGUAGAUAAGCAGAAUCCGUGGAUUCCUCGUAAUGUGAUUGUUCCCAGUCAACAAAUAUUUUUAUGAACCUGCGUGGAGACCAAAUUUAUUUUAAAAACUCUGUUUACAUCAGGGAUUAAGUUCACAUCAGUCAAAGAAAACUUUUAUGAACUCAUCCAAAGCAUAGACUCUGGUCUUAUCAGAGCCAAACCUUUAAUCUUCUGUUAGAACUUUUCCUGCAGAUGUGCUGAGAGUACAGGUAGACUAAAAAUAACGUAUGUGAACCAGUUGCCAGAGAUGCAGCAGAGGUCUAGUUACAAAAUCAAGUCAUGAUGAAUGACUGUGCUAAUGUAUUUGUGUAAUUUCAACUCCUUCCUUUCAUUUGUAUGAGGAAGUACAAUGGUGUCCAGUACUCAAUUUCUGCAUGAUGUACAAAUACUAAUUGUGUUUGAAUUUUGCCAAGGUCUGUAGUGAGAGAAUACUACUUUCCAUUACAGUUCUGAACUGAAUUAGAACAGAAAAUAUUCUCCUGAUAGGGAUGUAAAUAAAUUAAAAUUUUGGUACAUUUGAGUUUAGCGCACAACUACUGUACCAAGCUGUUUUCAAAAAGUGCUAGAGAAGAAGAGGGCAUUGUGGAAAACAAAUCAUUGUGUUAUUAAAUGCAUCUUGUUUAGUUUGACUCAAAA
Molecule: messenger RNA, 6275 nt
Organism: Rhincodon typus (whale shark)
Lineage: Eukaryota; Metazoa; Chordata; Chondrichthyes; Orectolobiformes; Rhincodontidae
Gene: man1a2
Product: mannosidase, alpha, class 1A, member 2
Exons: 13
Coding region: 275-2236 (653 amino acids)
Biological process (GO): N-glycan processing; carbohydrate metabolic process
Cellular component (GO): extracellular exosome; endoplasmic reticulum; Golgi membrane
Molecular function (GO): mannosyl-oligosaccharide 1,2-alpha-mannosidase activity; calcium ion binding
Source: RefSeq, a predicted model, not a curated record